This is a messenger RNA of Amorphotheca resinae ATCC 22711, 2484 nucleotides long. RefSeq lists its product as hypothetical. NCBI's taxonomy places the organism in Eukaryota, Fungi, Ascomycota, Leotiomycetes, Helotiales, Amorphothecaceae. Gene Ontology annotation, biological process: carnitine metabolic process. Gene Ontology annotation, cellular component: mitochondrion. The transcript is spliced from 3 exons. The record is from RefSeq and is a predicted model, not a curated record. The coding region runs from base 1 to 2484 and encodes 827 amino acids. Gene Ontology annotation, molecular function: carnitine O-acetyltransferase activity.
AUGCCAAAAUCACUGAAUGAGUCGUUGGCGGAAGCCGAGAAACUCAACGACGGCUCUACGAAAGGCCAAAGGGAUUCCCUGACCAGUAAUCAGUCAAAGCAGGGCAUCACAUUCGCCGCCCAGGACAGGCUCCCAAAGCUUCCCAUCCCCGAGCUGGAAAGCACUUGCGCCAAGUACCUGGCAGCGUUAAAGCCAUUACAGACCCCUAGAGAGCAUGCCGAGACCAAGCAGGCUGUGGAGGAAUUCCUGAAGGGCGAAGGGCCAGAGCUUCAGGACCGCUUGAAGAAAUAUGCCAACGGAAAAACUAGCUACAUCGAGCAGUUCUGGUAUGACUCUUAUCUAAAUUUCGACAACCCAGUUGUCCUGAAUCUGAACCCGUUCUUUCUCCUCGAAGACGAUCCUACCCCUGCAAGAAAUAACCAGGUCACCCGUGCUGCAUCGCUUGUGGUAUCUGCAUUAGCAUUCGUGCGAGCCGUGAGGAAGGAGGAGUUGCCGCCCGAUAAUAUCAAAGGUACACCUCUUUGUAUGUACCAAUACUCAAGAUUAUUCGGUACGGCACGUGUGCCUACGGAGAAUGGUUGCCAUAUCCUACAGGAUCCGGAAUCGAAACAUAUCGUUGUCCUUUGCCGUGGGCAAUUUUACUGGUUUGAUGUUAUGGACGACAACUCAGAUCUCAUAAUGACUGAGAAGGAUAUAACAAUCAACCUCCAAACCAUUGUCGAAGAUGCUCAGCAAACCCCCAUCAAUGAGGCGGCCAAGGGUGCUCUCGGCGUGCUCAGCACUGAAAACCGGAAAGUAUGGUCUGGUCUGCGGGAUCUCAUGACAAGGGACGAGGGGUCCAACAAUGCAGAUUGUCUUGGGAUAGUCGAUUCCGCUCUGUUCAUACUUUGCUUAGACUAUACCGAGCCAACUUCUGAGGCGGACCUUUGCCAGAACAUGCUCUGUGGAACAAGUCAGGUAGAGAAGGGAGUUCAAAUCGGAACAUGCACAAAUCGAUGGUAUGAUAAGCUGCAGAUUAUCGUCUGCAAGAGCGGCAGUGCAGGUAUCAACUUUGAGCACACGGGGGUAGAUGGUCAUACAGUUCUUCGCUUUGCAAGCGAUCUCUACACCGACACUAUUCUUCGUUUUGCUCGCACCAUCAACGGUCAAGCUCCAAGUCUCUGGGCCUCGACGAGCCCUGAUCCGUCGAAACGUGAUCCUGCCAGUUUCGGAGAUGUAAGCACCACACCACACAAGCUGGAAUGGGACAUGGUUCCCGAACUUAGCAUUGCCUUAAGAUUUGCGGAAACGCGCAUCGCGGAUCUCAUCCAACAAAACGAAUUCGAAACUCUCGACUUCACAGCUUACGGAAAGAACUUCAUGACAUCGGCGGGAUUCUCACCUGAUGCAUUUGUUCAGAUGGCUUUCCAAGCGGCUUACUACGGAUUGUAUGGUCGUGUCGAAUGCACGUACGAACCGGCAAUGACGAAAGUCUUCCUGCACGGUCGCACCGAAGCCAUCCGGCCUGUUACUGAAGAAGCCGUAGAUUUUGUGAAGAUUUUCUGGAAUGAGAACCCACCGCAGCAGAAAGUGGAAGCUCUGAGGAAAGCCUGCCAGAAACACACGGCCAACACGAGGGAAUGCGCCAAGGCACAGGGUUGUGACCGACACCUCUACGCACUCUUUAGCGUCUGGCAAAGAGCGGUGGAUGAAGAUGGAGCCGAGGCUGCAAGCAGCAACGGGCUGAGCAGCAACGGAUAUUCCAGCCCGGUCUACGAGGGCUCCGAGCGUGACCCAAGCUCCGUUGUUGGGUCUCCCGGGAGGAACUCUACCAUGUCUGACGGCGACGAUGCUCGUUCUAUCCGCUCCACCACCAACAGAGCACGUGGCAACUCUUCGCCCUCCCGUGCCGAUGCCAUGCCCCACAUCUUUGCUGAUCCGGGGUGGGACAAACUCAACAACACCAUCCUCUCGACAUCGAACUGCGGUAACCCUUCGCUCCGGCAGUUUGGCUUCGGACCUACGUCUGGAGACGGUUUUGGUAUAGGCUAUAUCAUCAAGGACGAUAGGAUCAGCAUCUGUGCAAGCAGUAAGCAUCGACAGACGAAACGAUUCGUAGAUGCCCUCGAGAGCUAUCUGCUAGAGAUCCGACGUGUCAUCCGGUUGACGCAACGAAGGACGACCAGCCCGCAUUCCAGUCGCGCCAGGGAUGCGAGUCUGGAUCGACCCAAGGCCCUGAGCAGAUUGAAAUCGAGAGGCCGAGUCAUCAAGGCGGCAGAGACCGGCAGGAGGACGCCGGGGACAAUGACACCGAUCGAGGAUGGCUCUACUGGCAGUGACGAUGAAGGACUAGGUGGAUAUGGCUUCUUUGAUGCAGGAAUGCUGCUCCAGGCGCUUAAGGCGAGAGGCGAAGGGCCGGAAGACAACCCCAAGCCCUCGGAGCGCGCCAGCGUCCAAGCAAAACGGAAGGAGAUCGGGAAGAAGCUAAGACUGAGCGAGUAUUGA